Messenger RNA from [Torrubiella] hemipterigena, 3634 nucleotides. Lineage: Eukaryota; Fungi; Ascomycota; Sordariomycetes; Hypocreales; Clavicipitaceae. The record is from the annotation of a GenBank genome assembly.
GUUGCCCAGCUUUGCGUUGACAGGGUCGCGCCCAGCAAAAUUAUCUCCAGCCAUUUCAACCUUAGCCAGGAGCUCCUACAAACGUUCCCGUUCGCGCCACCCUCAACUUGGCUCUAGCACAACCCCAUCACCCCCGUGCUUCCCUUCCAUCAUCGGAGACAAUUCCCAUCUCCAUCCGCUCUAAAGAUACCCCCUUCCCGUAUUUUAUUUCAUACACAAUACUAUUCGACAACAGCACAAUCGGUUGACUCCUGUUAGAAUGGCUGCAUCGAGACCAUACAACAAUUCUGGAUAUCUUCCCAACGGUGCCAGCGGAGUUCAGCCUGGCGCCGCGCCUUUGCUCCCUAACCAAGGCCGUGUCAUCCAAACUGGCCCCAUCAGAGUCCUUUGCAUUGCAGAUGUUCGAGGUAACUUGCGAUCUCUGAAUGAAUUGGCGAAACAAGCUCGAGCGGACCACAUCAUCCACACUGGCGACUUUGGCUUCUACGACGACACAUCACUCGAUAGAAUCGUGGAGAAAACGUUGAAGCAUGUUGCGCAAUACUCGCCUCUAAUCUCUGAGCCUGUCAAGAAGGCUAUUCAACAAGGAGGAGCUGGACCCAUCAAGUCUCGCUUUUCUCCCAAUGAGCUACCCCUGUCUGAGCUCCCUUUGCUUCUCAGCGGCGAGCUCAAGCUUGAUGUUCCUGUUUAUACUGUUUGGGGUGCCUGUGAAGAUGUCCGAGUCUUAGAGAAGUUUCGAUCCUCCGAAUAUAAGGUUCACAACCUGCACAUUGUUGACGAAGCCAAGUCCAUGCUACUGGAGCUCGGCGGAGUCAAGCUCCGACUCCUCGGCCUUGGCGGUGCUGUGGUCAUGCACAAGUUGUUUGAUAAUGGCGAAGGCAGGACUACGAUCGCUGGUGGACAAGGUACCAUGUGGACUACGCUGUUGCAAAUGGGUGAGCUUAUCGACACGGCUCACCGCGUUUACGAUCCAACUGAAACCCGCGUUUUCAUUACCCAUGCAUCACCUGCUAGAGAGGGUAUAUUGAAUCAAGUCUCAGUUACCUUGAAAGCGGACUUUUCGAUUUCAGCCGGCCUUCAUUUCCGUUACGGUAGCUCUUACAACGAGUUCAGCGUCAAUCCAACUCUUGACCAUUACCGUGGCAAACUGGCUGCAUCCAAGGCGUCUUUCAACGAUGUUUGGGAAACGGUCAAGAGUGAGGUUGAACCGGCUAUUCAACAGAAUGAAGCUCAACAAAACCUACUGAAGAACGCUUUGCAGAUCGUUGAAAAAAUGCCCACUACAGCUGCCGGUGGAAACCCCUUUGGCGGACCUGUUUCUGGACAUGCCGCUCUGGGUCAGAUUGACGAAAGUGCCUUUAAGAAUAUGUGGAAUUUCAACUUGGCAGAUGCCGCUUUCGGCUAUCUUGUUCUAGAAAUCCAAGAUGGUCGGAUUGGUACCGAGAUGCGCGCACAAGGCUUCAACUUUGCCCACCGUGGUUCUAAACAACAAGCUGGCGCUGCCCCAGUUGCCCCUAAUGCUGGAACCGCAUCACCAGCACCAACUGGUUCCCAGGUUGCCCCCCCUCCUACCGGCAGAGCUGGGUCUGAUAAGGCUAAAGCAAGCCCUGGCCCAGGUCAGCCCGCCACUCCCCAGCCCACGCAGGACAAUAACAACGGUGCCUCGGAGAAGACACCUGGUGUAGCUAAUGGAUCAAACGGCCCGGAAUCUGCGUCUUCUCCGGCUCCCAAGACAGCUGCUUCUGACAUUAUUGGGUUGUUCAUCAUGAAUGUUAGUACUGAGGAACAAUGCAAAGAACUAUUCUGCGAUGAAGACAAGGAAAAGAUUACCAAGAUCGAUAAAUGGGGUAACUCAAACAAGGUGGUGCACUUCAAGACUGUCGAAGAACGAGAUACUGCCAUGGCCCGCCUUCCCGACUCUUCGAAGACGCGAACCCAGGAAGACAGAUCUAAGCCACUUGUUAGAAUCUUCCAGCCGCGUGAAAGCAAACCUAUUGUUGCCCGCGGGGGUGCUGGAACCUGGGGUGGAAGCACUCGUGGAGGUGCCACAGCUAGUGGUUACCGCAGUGCAGGUGGUGCCAGUGACUCCGAGAGCAACCGCCGCGGUGGACGUGGUGGACGUGGUGGACGCGGCGGAGACCGUGGACGAGGUGGACGUGGACGUGGAGGAGCGAAGGGAGAGACUGGUGCUUCGUCUCCUGCCGCACCUUCAACGCCCGCUGCCGAGUAAGAUGCGGCGGUCUGCCUUCGUUGAGAUUCCUCGACGGGUGCGACAGACGGCCAUAUUAGACAGAUGCUUGCACAUAAUGCAAGAUGCAAAAAUUUCCCAGUCGAACACAAGCGUCGACUAUUGUCUAUUUUGUACUUAAUGAUAUUCUCGAAUUCGAGGAAAGGUUGUAAGGACAGUUGUUGGGGAUACCCCGUCCGCGUUGACUAAUAUGAUGUAUAGUCAUAGCUAGUUGAUUCUUUAAAGAUUGAGUGUACUGCUGUAGCCCUUGAACACUAAAUAUUGUCACACUUGUAUUCCCCUAAUUCUAUUUGUGAACCGCUAGUUAUCAUACAAAAUCUAAGUAUACAAAGGCUUGCGCCGUUAGAGAGAAAAAAGAGCAGAUGACGAAUUAAUGGCACUGCCAUUCUCUCGUUGAACCCUCUACAAAGGCUUGAUACCGCGAUGGAUGGCAGCGACACCACCAGUUAAAUCUUCAUAACCCGGACCAGCAACCUCAAAUCCAGCCUCGACAAUCAUGUCCCUAAAUGCCUCUUGGCUGGGAAAGCGUUCAAUACUCUCCACAAGAUAUUGGUAGCUAUCACGGUCGCCAGCAACCAGCUGCCCAAUAAGGGGAAUUGCGCUGAAGGACCAUUGCUUGUACAUCGCAUUGAGUAGAGGAUACUUGUCUACUUUGGAGAACUCCAUGCAGGCAAAGACACCGCCAGGCUUCAGAACUCGGUAGGCUUCCUUCAGCGCGGCUGGCAUGUUUGAGAAAUUUCUGAUGCCAAAGGAGACUGUGUAGAGGUCCAGCGAGUUGUCAGGAAUGCUUGAAGGGAGAGUUUCAGCAUUGGCUUCGAGGAAAGAUAAACAGGCUUGUUGGGAAGCUGGGAGUGCAAGCGAACGCUCACGCCCGACUGCUAACAUGGCUGGGUUGAUGUCCGAGAUUGUAAUGUGGAUGUUGGGAUUGCCGUUCAGUACAUGGGAGUGUUGGAGCAUGCGGAACGCGAUAUCUCCAGUACCGCCAGCGACAUCGAGGAUCUUUUGGGGCUGGCCAAGAGGAGUUGUAGCUCCAGGGUUCAACGACGAUACGAAAUAAUCUCUGUAGGAAACACAAGGUUAGUAAACCGUGUUAAUCUAAUCGUCGCGUAUAGAUCGACAGGAGCAACCCACUUCCACAGGCGAUGCACACCGAAAGACAUGAAAUCAUUCAUCUUAUCAUACGACUCUGCAACACUUGUAAACACACCCGCUACGCGCUCUUGCUUCUCGGUCUCUGUAACGGUUUCAUAGCCAAAGUGUGUUGGACGGUUGCCAGUCGGCGUUGAACGGGUGCCGGUCUCCUGGCCCAGGGCGGCAGAUGUGGAGAGUGUUCGAAUAGCCCGGGUUGGUGUAGCAUUUCGGAUUAAUCUGGCGCAACAGCGCAUA